Molecule: messenger RNA, 2748 nt
Organism: Pyrus x bretschneideri (Chinese white pear)
Lineage: Eukaryota; Viridiplantae; Streptophyta; Magnoliopsida; Rosales; Rosaceae
Product: endoplasmin homolog
Exons: 15
Coding region: 98-2554 (818 amino acids)
Biological process (GO): protein folding
Molecular function (GO): ATP binding; ATP hydrolysis activity; ATP-dependent protein folding chaperone
Source: RefSeq, a predicted model, not a curated record
GAUGUUGGCAAGCGGCACACACUGAAUCGGAUAAAUCUCAGCGAGCGAAGUUACUAGAACUUCUUCUUCUUCUUCGAAGUGUUCUGGAGUUGCAACGAUGAGGAAGUGGACGAUCCCUUCCGUUCUGCUUCUGCUCUGCCUUCUCUCCCUCCUCCCCGAUCAAGGUCGGAAAUUACAGGCCAAUGCGGAGGCUGAUUCCGACGAGCUCGUAGAUCCGCCGAAGGUGGAGGAGAAGAUCGGCGCUGUUCCCAGUGGGCUAUCCACCGACUCCGAAGUCGCCAAGAGGGAGGCAGAGUCAAUCUCGAAGAGAUCGCAGCGCAGCAACGCGCAGCACUUCGAGUUCCAGGCGGAGGUGUCUCGGUUGAUGGACAUUAUCAUCCACUCCCUCUACAGCAACAAGGACAUUUUCCUCAGGGAGUUAAUCUCCAAUGCUUCCGAUGCACUGGACAAGAUUAGAUUCCUCGCCCUCACGGACAAGGAUGUUUUGGGCGAAGGCGAUAACACUAACCUCGAAAUUCAGAUUAAAUUAGACAAGGAGAGGAGAAUUCUCUCCAUUCGCGAUAGGGGUAUCGGUAUGACGAAGGAAGACUUAAUCAAGAACUUGGGAACCAUAGCUAAAUCUGGAACCUCAGCCUUUGUGGAGAAGAUGCAGACUAGCGGCGAUCUCAAUCUUAUUGGGCAGUUUGGAGUUGGGUUCUACUCUGUGUACUUGGUUGCCGAUAAUGUGGAAGUCAUCAGCAAACACAAUGAUGAUAAACAGCAUAUUUGGGAGUCAAAGGCUGAUGGGUCAUUCGUAGUUGCCGAGGAUACAGAAAAUGAGCCACUAGGACGUGGUACUGAAAUUAGACUUCACCUCAGAGAGGAAGCAGGGGAGUAUUUGGAAGAGAGCAAACUAAAAGAGUUGGUGAAGAAAUAUUCUGAAUUUAUCAACUUCCCCAUCCAUUUGUGGGCAAGCAAAGAGGUAGAUGUGGAGGUUCCUGCUGAUGAGGAUGAGUCCAAUGAUGAAGAGGAAUCAUCUGAAACUGAGAAAAGCGAAGAGGAAACUGAAAAAGGCGAAGAUGAAGAUGAAGAUGCUGAGAAGAAACCAAAGACAAAGACAAAAAAAGAAACUACUUAUGAAUGGGAACUUCUUAAUGAUGUUAAAGCUAUAUGGUUACGCAGUCCGAAGGAAGUGACCGAUGAAGAGUACACCAAAUUCUAUCACUCUCUCGCCAAGGAUUUCAGUGAUGAGAAGCCUUUAGCAUGGAGCCACUUUACUGCUGAAGGUGAUGUGGAAUUCAAGGCUGUCCUGUUUGUGCCUCCUAAGGCUCCUCAUGAUUUAUACGAGAGCUAUUACAAUGCCAAUAAAUCCAACUUGAAGUUGUAUGUUAGAAGGGUUUUCAUAUCAGAUGAAUUUGAUGAGCUCUUGCCAAAGUAUCUAAACUUUUUGUUGGGUCUUGUUGAUUCCGACACCUUGCCACUCAAUGUAUCCCGAGAAAUGCUUCAACAACACAGCAGUUUGAAGACCAUCAAGAAGAAACUUAUCCGCAAAGCUCUUGAUAUGAUCCGUAAACUUGCUGAGGAAGAUCCUGAUGAGUCCAGUGACAAAGACAACAAAGAGGUUGAAAAAAGUGAGGAAGAGGAGAAGAGAGGCCAAUAUACAAAAUUCUGGAAUGAAUUCGGCAAGUCCAUUAAACUUGGUAUCAUUGAGGAUGCGGCUAACAGGAAUCGUUUGGCAAAACUCCUAAGAUUCGAGAGCACCAAGUCAGAUGGCAAAUUGACUUCACUAGAUCAGUACAUUUCAAGGAUGAAAUCUGGGCAGAAGGACAUAUUCUACAUUACUGGAGCCAGCAAGGAACAAUUGGAAAAAUCUCCAUUCCUCGAGCGGCUUAAGAAGAAAAACUUUGAGGUUAUUUUCUUCACAGAUCCAGUUGAUGAAUAUCUGAUGCAGUACUUGAUGGACUAUGAAGACAAGAAAUUCCAGAACGUGUCAAAGGAGGGCUUGAAACUCGGCAAAGACUCAAAGGACAAGGAACUCAAGGAAUCAUACAAGGAGCUCACUAAAUGGUGGAAGAGUGCUCUUGCCAGCGACAAUGUGGAUGAUGUAAAGCUGUCCAACCGUUUGGCCGACACCCCUUGUGUGGUUGUGACAUCAAAGUAUGGUUGGAGUGCAAACAUGGAGAGGAUCAUGCAGUCUCAGACGUUAUCAGACGCUAACAAGCAAGGAUACAUGCGUGGCAAGAGGAUACUUGAGAUUAACCCAAGGCACCCAAUCAUCAAGGAGCUCCGCGAGAGAGUAGUAAAGAACGCUGAGGAUGAGAGUGUGAAGCUGACAGCGCAGCUUAUUUACCAGACCGCACUCAUGGAGAGCGGCUUCAAUCUUCCAGACCCUAAGGACUUUGCUUCCCGCAUCUACAGUUCAGUGAAGUCUAGCCUAAACAUCAACCCUGAUGUUGCAGUUGAGGAGGAAGAUGAUGCUGAAGAAGUUGAGACAGAAACUGCUGCAAACGAAGCUGCAGCUACCCCCGAGGCUGAGGCUGAGACCGAUGCUGAUUCACUUAAGGACGAGUUGUAGGUUGACUUGAGAAACGGGAAUUCGAAACAUUGCAGUUAUGUGAUUCCGUUUGGUUUAGUUAAGACGUUAGGUUGAAUAGAUUUACUGUAAUCAUAUAAACCAGAAUUUUGUCUCCAGCAUCUAAUUGAUGAAUUGCAGAGACUAAUCAAUGCCGUGAUGUAUUUUCCUUGCAAUUAUAAUGUUGUUCGAUCUUC